Megalobrama amblycephala (Wuchang bream) is the source of this 1168-nucleotide messenger RNA. RefSeq names its product trace amine-associated receptor 4-like. Gene Ontology annotation, biological process: G protein-coupled receptor signaling pathway. Gene Ontology annotation, cellular component: membrane. Lineage: Eukaryota; Metazoa; Chordata; Actinopteri; Cypriniformes; Xenocyprididae. Gene Ontology annotation, molecular function: trace-amine receptor activity. The record is from RefSeq and is a predicted model, not a curated record.
GGGCAUGUACUAUAUAUACACCUUUCUUUCGAUAUUGGUCUCCACCAAGCCAUAAUUUACCUAUAUAUAAUAUAUACUUAUAAUUGCUUGCUUUUUUACAAUUACAAACAAAUUUAUCUCAGCAUCUUGGGCAGACGUGAUGACUUCAAAUGAAACUGACACUGAGGAUGUGUUUCUCUGCUAUCCACUCCUGCUGGAUUCCUGUCCUAAAGUACAACGUCUUGCUGUAAUUAAAGUAGCAAUGUAUGCUUUCUUGAUGCUGAUGAUCCUCACAACAGUUUUUGGGAAUCUGCUGAUCAUCAUCUCCAUCUCUCACUUCAAACAUCUACAGUCUCCAACUCACAUGAUCGUUCAGUCUCUGGCAGCUUGUGAUUGUCUGCUGGGCUCUUUGGUCAUGCCGUACAGCAUGGUGCGAUCUGUUGAAGGCUGCUGGUAUCUGGGAGAUUUUGUGUGUAAAGUGCAUUCUAGUUUAGACAUGACCUUCUGUAUCGCUUCCAUACUGCAUCUCAGUUUAAUAUCUGUUGACAGGUACUGGGCCAUUUGUGAUCCUUUAAGGUACAAAAUGCGGGUCACAAACAACACUGUGACUGUAUUUACUACCUUCACAUGGCUGUUUUCAUUUAUGUACAGUUUUUAUGUUGUGUUUUCAGGGGUGAACACAAUUGGCCUGGAGUCAUUUAUCAUGCAGGUUUACUGUGUGGGAAGUUGUGUUCUGUUUUUUAACAAACAGUGGGGUCUUAUAUGUCCAGUUCUUAUAUUUUUCCUUCCUGGCUCAAUCAUGGCCUCUCUGUAUAUAAAAAUCUUCCAUGUUGCACGAAAACAUGCAAAGGUUAUGUCAGAAAGAGUGACUGUGGCUACAGCAGGAGGGUUAAAGAGCCAACGCUCUGCACACAGAGAGAGAAAAGCAGCGAAAACUCUGGCCAUUGUUAUUGGUGUUUUUCUGUUUUGCUGGCUGCCUUAUUUCAUUGUUAAUGCUCUUGACCCUUUUUUCAAUUUUUUUACUCCAGCUGAUAUUUUUGAUGCUGUAUUUUGGUUUGCAUAUUUUAACUCCACUUGUAACCCCUUAAUCUAUGGAUUUUUCUACCCUUGUUUUCAGAAUGCAUUUAAGAUUCUUAUAUCCACUUAUAUCUGUGGCAUCAAAGAUUCAAACACCUUGAUUUAUGAAUGA